AUGCAUGUGCUGAUCGUCGGAGGAGGUCUCGGGGGGCUCAGCCUUGCUCAAUGCCUUCGAAAGCAAGGCAUUUCGUUCGAGGUCUUCGAGCGCGAUGCCAAUUCGCAAUCCCGCCCCCAGGGAUGGGCAAUUGCCAUCCACAGUAUCAUUGACCAACUCGCCGAGGCCUUUCCGUCGGAUAUGCCGGAUCUGAAAGAGGCGACAAAUCAUCUCGCACCUCUGAAGCUUCCUGCUCAGAUUGGAUUAUAUUUCCCCAACAGGGAAGGUCGUCUUGGUGUACAGGACUCCCCUGAGCUCCCGAUCGUCCGCUCUGAGCGCCGUCGGCUCCGGGACUGGUUGUCAACCAACAUACCCAUCCAAUGGAACAAACGAGUCAGCAAAAUCCAGUCCGAUGACGACGGGGUUACUGUCUUCUUUGAGGAUGGCACAAGUGCCAAGGGAGAUAUUCUUGUCGGUGCGGACGGUAUCAAGAGCGUGGUCCGAGAGAACUUAACCCAACGUACCAGUGAUGAGAUGCUCAAGCUUGUUCCGAUUGCUGCAAUCGUCGGGGAAUUGGACCUGUCUGGAGAAGCGUUCAAGCGUCAGCUUGCCCUGGGCCACAGUGCCUACAUCUUCGUCAGCCCUGAUCUUGGGUUCUGGAACUUCGGAGGACUGCAUCAUGUCCACCCCGACGGUGUUUCCGGUCGCCACUACUGGAUGUACAUGGAGCCAGACCCCAAUGUGGCCGAGCCAAAUCACUGGCUGCAGACGGCAACUCGCGAGGAGAAGCUGAAUUAUGUCUUGAAAAAGGUGUCGAAGAUGCCGCCGAAGUUUCGGGAGAUCUUUGAAUCUACACCCGCUUCCGGUAUUAAAGAGGAGCCUCAUAUCUGGCGUGAUCUGGAGCUCGAGAGCCUACCAGCAGGUCGUGUCAUUCUGGUGGGAGAUGCAGCCCACGCGAUGACUCCGUUCCGGGGUGAAGGGGGGUAUCACACGUUCAUUGAUUGUUUGGAACUGUCGAGAAUACUCGGCAAGAUAGAUUCUACUGACAUUGCAGCAGUCAAGGAAGCGGUCGCUGGAUACAACGCGGAAAUGCUGGAACGUGGCGUGGAGGCAGUGCGGAACUCAAGGGGUGAACAGGGAGACCGAAAAGCUCAAGAUCGCAAAUCGAAAGUGGUUUCGGCUAUGCAGGAGGCAAAGCCUCUUCCGGAGUCUGAGAUCGUUCUCGAAGCUAUGGCAUGA
Molecule: messenger RNA, 1218 nt
Organism: Penicillium bovifimosum
Lineage: Eukaryota; Fungi; Ascomycota; Eurotiomycetes; Eurotiales; Aspergillaceae
Product: FAD-dependent oxidoreductase
Exons: 4
Coding region: 1-1218 (405 amino acids)
Molecular function (GO): FAD binding
Source: RefSeq, a predicted model, not a curated record